AUGUAUACUGUUAAACGCAAGCGAAAAAUUGGAGUUCAGGUUGGAUGUUSUGAGUCAUGUUUAAGGACUACUGGUACACAAUGCGGAGAAUCAAGAGGAAGUUAUACAAGAAAAGAUGCAUCAAAACUCACGUACGACAGGCUAAAGGAGGAAUACCUAUGGGACAAGGAAUAUACUCUGAAGUGGCUCAAGGAAGAAGGAUUAAUUUGUUCUAUACAGUUAUGCGAACACUGUGGAAAUGAAAUGAAUUGGGUACCGUGUAUUGAUAGAAGCGAUGGAUUUAGAUGGGAAUGCAGGAAAAGUAUUAAYGGAAAGAAGCAUMGAGUAGAGAAGAGCGUUCGAGAAGGAAGCUGGUUUGAAAAGGCAAAUCUAACCAUUGAAGAAACAAUAAAGUUUAUAUACUGGUGGACAAGAGGAAUGAAACAGAAYCAAAUUAAAGAGGAACUUGGACUAAGUCCAAAUACAGCAGUUGACUGGGACAUGUUUUGCCGUGAGGUGUGUGAGGUAACAAUAACAGAGAAAAGUGAGGUACUUGGCGGACCAGGGAAGAUAGUUCAGAUAGAUGAAAGUAAGAUUGGAAAAAGGAAGUAUCACAGAGGGCACAUGGUAGAAGGACAGUGGGUGUUUGGCGGAAUAGAGGAAGAUUCAAGAAAGUGUUUUAUAGUGGCAGUAGAAAAUAGGACAGAGGAAACAUUAUUAGCAUUGAUAAAAAAGUGGAUUAAGCCUGGUACACUGAUAGUUUCAGAUUGUUGGAAAGGCUACAUAAACCUGGAAAAACAUGGCUACGAACACAGAACUGUAAAC
This is a messenger RNA of Exaiptasia diaphana, 804 nucleotides long. RefSeq lists its product as uncharacterized. The annotation marks the transcript as partial. The record is from RefSeq and is a predicted model, not a curated record. The transcript has a single exon. Lineage: Eukaryota; Metazoa; Cnidaria; Anthozoa; Actiniaria; Aiptasiidae.